CUUCCGCGCUCGGUGGCCCGGGGGGUGGCCGGCGCGGCUGCUCUCGCGAUUUCUGGCCGCCCGGUUGCGCAGCGCGCGGUGUCUCUAUGGAGUUGGCGGCCUCUGGCGCGAUGGCGGAUUUCGAUGCGAUCUACGAGGAGGAAGAGGAGGACGAGGAGCGGGCUGUGGAGGAGCAGCUGCUGAAGUAUGCGCCCGACCCAGUGGUGGUCCGGGGCUCGGGACACGUCACUGUGUUUGGUUUGAGCAACAAAUUUGAAUUUGAAUUUCCUUCGCCGUUAACAGGAAAGGUUGCACCAGAGGAAUUCAAAGCCAGCAUUGGUCGCAUUAAUGGCUGUUUAAAGAAGAAUCUUCCCGUCAAUGUGCGAUGGCUACUAUGUGGCUGCUUGUGCUGUUGUUGUACUUUGGGCUGCAGCAUGUGGCCAGUUAUCUGUCUCAGCAAAAGAACACGAAGAUCGAUCGAGAAGUUAUUAGAAUGGGAAAACAAUAGGUUAUACCACAAGCUGUGCUUGCACUGGAGACUGAGCAAAAGGAAAUGUGAAACCAAUAACAUGAUGGAAUAUGUCAUCUUAAUAGAGUUUUUACCGAAGACACCAAUAUUUCGACCAGAUUAGAAUAAGAUAUUCUUUUCAGAGACUUGUCUUAGUGUGUUGUCCUUCCAAUGGUGCCUUGCCUGGUACUUCCUAGUGAAGAUUGUGUAAAUCUGACACUUGUAAUGCUCGUUAUCCAGUUUUUCACUCCAUCUGUUCACUAGUCCAUCCACACAUUUUUGCUAAUUUCUUUUUGGUAACAGUUGCAUUCCAGGCUUGUGACCUGUCUUAUCUUCUGAUUCAUUGUAACCAACCUCUCUGAAAAUCUUUCAAAUUAUUAUUUUGCUUUUUUAAUGAUUCUUGACACACAUUUCCUUUUGUGUACACAACCACUUUACAACAUUCACUAAAAUUAUGAAUGAAAAGGUUAACAAAUUGAUUGUAAUAAGCAUGCCUGUGAAUCAUCCCAGAGAUUUUCCAUAAUGGAUUGAAAUUAUUAGAAUAAACACUUUUUUGUGCUAAAUUCUGUAGCCGAUACAUGUGGAACAGUUUUGUAAUGUUGUCCCACUAUUUCAUUUUAAUGUACUUUUUUUCCGCCCAUGAAAUUUGAACUUGAGACCUACUAUGCACGUAUUCAGGAAUACAAAUUCUACUGUGAUGCUGAAGUCAAAAAUAUGAAGAAAUCUGAGUGAAGAAACCAUAUCAACUGGCUCUGGCUACUUCCUAAAAAUUUAACACAAUACAAAUGGAAAAGAAUACAUUGAAUUAAUAACGUAACAAAAAUAAAUGAAGGCUUUUGCAUGUAUUGUAAGGUCACUAGGAGCCAGGACCAUGGAAAAUGCAACAGGAUUGCAGACAUAAAAUGAACAUUUUGUUCAUUAAUUGUCAUGUAUGAAGGUUUUUAUGACUUCUGUUACUGUGUUUACUUUGUCCUGAACAAUUUAGGUUUACAUGUAGAUGUUUUGAUUUUUCCUGUAUAUAGUUAGAAUGUAGACUGUACAUUCAACAGAUUCUUGGGUCAGGCCAAAUAUAGUUUUUAUUCUGCACUGGAUAGUGGAUCAUGUAAUUAUACUUGGAGAGGUGCUUUCAGUUUCAGUACUUCACUGCAUAUUGGCAGAAAUUAUGGUGCAGAUUUUUUUUAGCUUUUUUAAUUGUUAGCUUUGCUUUGACUUUUAGAAAGUCAACUUAUUUCUUUAAAAUGGGUCCUUUGGUUUUGAAGGACCAGUUCAUAUUAAAUAUAAUUGGAACACGAGGAACAAUAUUUAAUAAAUUUCCACAUCCUACUUAGUAUCACUUGUUGCCAUUGAAAAAUUGUACACAGUUGACUGUUUCUUGUAUUUGUACCCAGCAUCCACCAAUGAAAUUCAGUUUGUAAUAUAUAAAGGUUAUAUAAAAUUUCUUGAUGUGCGAGAUUAUCCAAUGCAUUCUAUAACUUCUGAAUUGCAAACCAAAACUUUUUUGCCUUUUAUUGUAUUAUUCUAGUCAGUGUGCAUGUACACAAAUCUGAUAUCCAGAUCAAAGGCACAAGUUGUGAGGUGAGAUCAGCAACUUGCUUCACGUUCCUGUUAAUGUUGAAUAAGAGAAGUCCCUAUUCUGCUUUGAAAAAGGAGGAAAGAUAUUUUUGGUUUAAUCUGUCUAAAGGUUACAGUAACCUUAUAGACUAAAAUCAAUGCUGACACAACUUUGAUACAGAAACAUUCUCUGUGGUUAUAAGGCACAUAUUUAAUAUCUCCCAAGAAACUCUACUGUAUAGUCAGUGGAUUAAUGGCAUAGCCAUUCUAUAAUCAGUAACAUCUCUACUGAAGUUUAGUUUGCCUGCAGCUAUUUGCUGCCUAAUUUUCAUUCAGAUAAUGUGUAUACAGCUUGUCGUGCAUUCACUGUUUAUGUUGCAUUUGUUUCUAGUUGUACUCACUUACUUCAAGUUCUCUUGAAUAAUGUUGCUGCAUGUGACUCUCCUCGGGAUAACAUAUACAGAGAAAGUAUUUCUGCAAAUGGUUAAAUAAGAACCAGUUAUUUCUGAAAUAAAAGACUGAUCAAAAAAAAUAAUUAACACUGCUAUGUUAAUGCUGCUUUAUCAUUAAUUUGAAUGUAAAUUUCUUGUGAUUUCAUCAAAGUUGUGGAAAUCUGGUAAUGAACAUUUGCAAUGCUUGGAAGUUGAAUACUGCUUUGCAGUUUGUUUUUGCAGCUUGUAGGUAGCUACCUCACUCGAUAAAUGUUGUAACUGUGUGAAAGAAAUCAGUGAAGAUGCCUUGCAUUUCCUGUCUAAAUCCUGUUGCAGUCACUGGUUGGUGAUGUGAAUGGGAAAAAUCUGGACUGAUCUGUCACCUUCAUUGAAAGGAAUUCAACAUCAAUGAAAGAUGACAUGUGGAAUAAGAUAGUGUUAUUAAUGUUUUCCCUUUCAUUUUUUGUCUCGUGUUAACUUCAAACAACUUAACAGAUUCAUUAUUCCAAAAUUAGUUUAAUCUCAGAGUUAUUGUAAACAUGUCUGGUUUGUUUGUUAAGUAUGAGACAAUUAUUUUUCCCAUUCAAAGUCCAAUGCUAAGUUAAGAAUGAUUUGUUUCAUUUAAGCCUAGGAAAUGGUGGCUCUUUUGUUACAGAUCAAAACUAUUUAAUCAUCAUUUACUGUCUAGGCUUUGUAUAACUAGGAAACUUUGGAUUAUCUUAAUUUACUGUAUUUUUGGAAUCAUUCAUAUAUAACUGUUUCUUGGUUUACUAAGAAACCAGACCCAAGACUGGGAUUUUUUAAAUAUAAAUAUUCACAUCUAUUAAAAUGUCAUGCUUUGUAUCAUAACACAUUGUCAGAGUUAUAUGGCACUGGAAACAGGCCCUUCAGCUCACUGAAUUCACACAACCAUCAAACACCCUCGACACUAAUGCACUAAUCCCACUUUAUUUACCUUGCAUUCCCAUCAAACCCCUUUUGCUACACCUCCACUCUUCCCCAUCCCUUCCAGAUUCUACCAUUCUCCUAUGAACUUUGGACAAUUUACAGUGGGCUGAGGGAGGCAGUUGGAACACCCAUAAGAAACCCAAGCUGGCAGACAGAUGUGCAAGUUCCAAACAGACAGCAUUGGUGCUCAAAAUUAAAUCAUGGAUGCUAGGGCUAGUAAGUGGCAACUCCUCUAGCUGUGCCAUGGUGCCAGUUUUUUAGGUGGCUCUUAAAAGAGCUGUUGGGGCUUUGGUCUGUUUGUCAGCAUUUUGUGGAGCUUUACUUGAAGCUGGUGUGUAUAGUCACAGCCUUUGUCCCUUCUGACAAGGCACACUGCAGUCUGGAUUCCCUGGGAGCUGUAGACAACUGCUUAGUGUAAAGGACCAGGGAGGAAGCCUUGCCUGAGGUGCAUCCAAAUGUUCGCAAAUGAAUUCUUGAUACAUAUGGCUCUUCAUGUAUUGAAACUACUUGCUUCAAGGCAAUGCAAUCUAUUCUUGCUUCAGACCUUGCGUAAUCAAAUGUCAUUUUGUAGUUUUUACAUUUGUUUUCAGUUGUAAGUGCAAAAUUAGUACAUAUCAUCAGUUUCUCAACAAUCUGGGGACAGAAGGAAGAUUUCUCCCUCUUCUUCUUCCUCCCACCCCAUCAUGCCAGUAGCUUAAUGUAUAAAUUGGUGUGUAAUCCCUUGCUGAAAAUCAGUUAUACGUUAAACAUUUUUGAUUUUAAACUUUAUUAUAGGACUGGGAAUGGAAUGAAGCUGAGAGGGACUGAAGGUAGUGAACUCCACUCGGCAGCAAAAACAUUACACCUUGGGAAGCUUGAAAAAAAGUCUUGAGCCCAAAUCUUUUGAAGCAAAAAAAAAUGGCCUUGUCUCUCUUUUGAACUCUUGCAGAAAUCUGUGGUCCUUGCAUGAGCCAGAAAUCUAUUCCAAGGACUAGUCAUUGCAAAAAGGUUCAUCUGCUGACAUGUACAUGAUGUUAUGUACAUCUGCCCAAGCACAAUCUAUCCAUAUGAACAGUUUCAUUUUUUAUUAUUAUUUGAAAGCUAUUGACUAAAUCUCCCUCGAGACUAUAUUUUCUAGAUUAACAAACCCAGCUCUGUAAACUGAUUAUGGGAAAAUCUUUUUGAAACUGGCAGCUACCCAGUGGCUGCAUAUGAACUAAUUCCACAGAUGCUAGAGGGGCCCAUACUUCUAAUGGGACUAAAAUAGGACACCGUAUUCUAGAUGAGGUACAACCAAAAUUUUAGAAUAGUAGGAAGAACAGGUCCUUCAGCCCACAAUGUCUCUGCAGACUCCGAUGCUAAUUUAAACUAAUCCCAUCUGCAUGCACAUUUGUCUUGUAUCCCUCAAUUUCCUGCCUGUUUGUGUGCCUGCCUAAAAGCCUUUUAAAUGUUGCUAUCAUAUCUGCUUCCACUGCCUCGUAAAUCUCCUUUAAAUUUUCCGCCUCUCGCCUUAAAUCUAUGCCCUCUAGUAUCUGACAUUUCCAAGACAAAAGACUAGCUACCCUAUCUAUUCCUCUCAUAAUUUUAUAUACUGAUCAGGUCACCCAUUAUCUUCUCGUGCACCAGAGAAAGCAAUUGAAGUUUGUCCAACCCCUCCUUAUUGCUAAUAAUGUCUAAUCCAAGCAACAUCCUGGUAAACUGGAAACUCUCUGCAGUUUCUUGCGGUCACGGGCAGAGCAGUUGCCGUACCAAGCCAUAGUGCAUCUGCAUAGGAUACAUUCUAUGGUACAUCGAUUAAAAAUUGAAGAGGGUCGAUGGGGACAUGCCAAAUUCCUUUAGCCUCCUGAGGAAGUAGAGGUGUUGGUGAGCUUUCUUGGACCAGGACAGGCUAUUGGUGAUGCUUACUCCUUGGAACUUGAAGUUCUCAAACCUCGACCUCACUACCGUUGAUGUAAACAGGAGCACAUGUACCACCCUCCUUCCUGAAGUUAAUGAUCAGCUCUUUUGAUGACAUUGAGGGAAAGGUUGUUGUCAUGACACCAUGUUACUAAGAUCUCUAUCUCCUUCCUGUACUCCAACUCAUUAUUUGAGAUAUGGCCCACUAUGGUGGUAUCAUCUGCAAACUUUGGAUGGAGUUAGAGCAGAAUCUGGCCACACAGUCGUGAGUGUAUGGGGAGUGGAGUACAGUAGGGGGCUGAGGACGCAGCCUUGUGGGGCACCAGUGUUGAGAAUUAUCAUGGCAUAUCCUUACUGAUUGUGGUCUGUUGGUCAGUAGUCAAGGAUCCACUUGCAGAGGGUGGUGUUGGCUUGCAGGUCUUGGAGUUUGGUGAUGAGUUUGUUUGGAAUUAUAGUAUUGAGGGCGGAGCUGUAGUCAAAGAACAACAGUCUAACGUAGGUGUCUUUAUUGUCCAGAUGCUCCAGAGAUGUGCAUAGGGCCAGAUGACUGCUGUGGUGAUAUUGAAUGCCCAUUUUACCUUUUCAAAAAAAAACUGAACACAGGCACUGAAAAUUGGAUACCAAUCUUGGAAACCCCUUUUGUGCACUGAAUUUGUUCAUUUUGAGUUAGAGUUCUUAAUAGGUGUCCAGCAGCUCUGUUAUUGUUUUUACAUGUAUUACAUCAAUGCACUCUGUAUUGACUCAAUGUAACUGCACUGUGUAAUGAAUUGACCUGUACGAUCGGUUUGUAAGACAAGCUUUUCACUGUACCUCGGUACAGGUGACAAUAAUAAACCAAUACCAUGCAAGCA
This is a messenger RNA of Pristis pectinata (smalltooth sawfish), 6143 nucleotides long. Its product is annotated as cysteine-rich hydrophobic domain-containing protein 2. Bases 87 to 611 code for a protein of 174 amino acids. The record is from RefSeq and is a predicted model, not a curated record. The transcript is spliced from 6 exons. Lineage: Eukaryota; Metazoa; Chordata; Chondrichthyes; Rhinopristiformes; Pristidae.